Messenger RNA from Mycena indigotica, 1098 nucleotides. RefSeq names its product Hcy-binding domain-containing protein. The record is from RefSeq and is a predicted model, not a curated record. The transcript has 5 exons. Gene Ontology annotation, molecular function: S-adenosylmethionine-homocysteine S-methyltransferase activity; zinc ion binding. NCBI's taxonomy places the organism in Eukaryota, Fungi, Basidiomycota, Agaricomycetes, Agaricales, Mycenaceae. The coding region runs from base 19 to 1098 and encodes 359 amino acids. Gene Ontology annotation, biological process: S-methylmethionine cycle.
AGGAUCAUAGUGACAACGAUGACGGCUGAAAUCAACGAAUCCCUGCUCCCGGAUACCACCUUCGCAAUUCUAGAUGGCGGCUUGGGAACAACCCUCGAAACUACCUUUGGCCUCGAUAUCUCGCAUACUCCCUUGUGGUCGGCUAAAGCUGCGAUUGAACACCCAGAGGUGGUCAUCGCCGCUCAUGAAGCGUUUCUCCAAGCUGGGUCCGAUAUUAUCUUGACUUCAACAUAUCAAUGCUCGUCGGAGAGCUUUCGCAGCGCGGGCUACAACGAUAACGAAACAAUUCAACUCAUGUUGAAAUGUGUAGGACUAGCUAUAGAUGCGCGCAUUCGGUUCAGUUCUAGCCUAAUAACUAGCCAAUCACCCAAAAUCGCGCUCUCACUGGGACCGUAUGGUGCUAGCCUCAGUCCAGCGCAGGAGUUUAACGGCUUUUACCCUCCACCAUUUGGCCCGCGAGGAUACUCUCCAGAAGGACUCAACGUAAACGCGUUUGCUCCCGAGGCUAUUCGGGACGAGCGAUUGGCUACACAGUCUCUCGCAGAUUAUCACUCUUCUCGACUCCAGAUAUUCAAGAGCGAUACUUCGAUCUGGGAAAGCAUCGACCUCAUCGCCUUCGAAUCAGUUCCAUUGCUGCGUGAAGUCAGUACAAUCCGGUUGGCGAUGGGUCUACGCUCCAGUCAGCCCAAGCCUUGGUGGAUCAGCCUGAUUUUUCCGGAAGGCCAGUUCCCCAACACCGUCCAUGCCGAUACAGACAAGCGUGUUUCUGUCAAAGACAUUGUGUCCGCGAAUUUUUCAAACCCUUCCCUCUCCCUCAGCCAUCGGAAUCAACUGCACUCCCGUCGAAAAGCUCUCCACCAUAAUCGAGGAAAUGGAGACCGUAUUGCGAGAGGGGAUGUCUACGACCCGGCUACACAAACCUGGAAACUCAAAGCGGGUACGCAACAUGAUUGGAUCGUUCAACUGCAAGCUGUAGUCGCACGGUUGGAUGUCGCACAUGUCUGGGCAGGUGUUGUAGUCGGAGGGUGCUGUCGAACAGGGCCAGAGGAUAUACAGCUGAUCAAGAGAUGUUUCGCUGACCACAUCACGACUGCUUGA